This is a messenger RNA of Cinara cedri, 4102 nucleotides long. Lineage: Eukaryota; Metazoa; Arthropoda; Insecta; Hemiptera; Aphididae. The record is from the annotation of a GenBank genome assembly.
CACACAAUUCAUUUCGCUGAAAAAUAACAUUUUAAUUUUAUAUUCUUCUGUGGCCAAUUGCAUUAAUUUCUAAACACGUAUGGAUUCUUUGGUUACAUUUUAAAAAUGUGUCAUGUUCUAUUAAAUCAAAAUUAUUACAAUAAUACAAAUCCACGUUCUACAGAAAAGGUAAGAACAACUUUAUUUCUAAAAAAAAAAAAAAAUGAAAUCUCUAUACAUAAAAAUUAAUCCUUAUUUCUUUUGAUCGUCGCAUCACGUGAGAAUGGUUUGACCGAUUUUGUUGAUUUUUUUUUUUAAUGUAUUCGUAAUUAUCCGGGCAAAGUUUUUAUGAAAGAAAAUUUCUAAAAAGUUAACCGAAUAAGUUGAAAAAUUACAAAAACCUAUUAAUGAUGUCUUCGAGUUUUGAACUCAAUACCGUUGCACUAACAUUAUAAACUUUUUUUUUAGUUGUCUUUAUAUACCUAUUAUAUGGGCAGACCUAUGGUCUAAAUAACGUGCUUUAUUGUCAUUCCUUCAUCUCUUUGUAUAUGGUGACUAUAAUAAAUAUUGUUAAACAGCUGCAUCGGUCGGCAUCUAUCGAAAAAGUUAAUUUUUGAUUUUUUAUUUUUGAAUACACAAUUUAUUCAAUCUAAACGCAUACGCAGUUUUGAGUUUGUUGAGUGGAGUUUUUAUGAAGUUAAUUUACGCCUUAUAUUAAAAGUUUAAUUUAAUAUCGAUUUUUGGUAAAAAUUCUAGAGAAGUUUAAAAGACUCCCAAAUACUAAUGGCUCUAAAUUAUUAAAUUUAAUUUCCAAACACUAAAAGAUUAAUUCAUACAAAAUAAUUUCCUUGAAAUGAAAUUGUACGAAUAAUAAAAAAAAAUUACUUUCUAUUAAUUUUUUUUGUGGUGUUAGAAAAUUGUAUUUAUAAAUGAAAUCCAAUAGAAGGGGGAACUAUUAAACCCCUUUUAUUAUUUUUGUUUUUUUAUACAUACUUUAAGUGAUUUUUUUCAAGGCUUUUUGACAUUUUCAAGUGCUUUUAGUAGAUAUUAAAUACAAAUCCAGUCUCUAAUUAUGACAAUCGAGUUAAUUUUGUAUUAAUAAAAAUUAUUGGCAAAUAUGUACAUAAAGGUAUAAAAAAAACGGUAUGCUAUCUGCAAGUGGAGACUAUAAUACAGUGCAUGGACUCUCCCACUUCCAAGCGUCCCUACUCCGAGGAUGGUUAAGUUCCAUUUUCUUUGGAAUCCCCCAGAAAUUUGGUGUUUAGAAGUUUUUGGUAUGAAAAUCAUGAAAAAAAAACAAAACAGAUCACUUUUAGUCCGCCGAAAGUGGACUACCCACUUUCACAAAUUUGAUUUCAUUCAAUAUAGACACAGUCUAUACCAACAAGUAAUAUGGGUAAAACAAAUAAUAAAAAAAAGGCACAAGUAAUGACGCGCGGUAUAGCUAGUUAUUUUAAUAGAAUGGAGAAUUAUAAACUACAUCACUCAUUGGAAAUAAAAUAAUUUAACCAUAAAAACUAUUUGUUUUUUAUUUGUUACCUAAAUUUUUUAGGCUGUAUCGAGCAAUAGUCCUAAUGUAAUAUCGCGUUUAGUUUAUAACAAAUCGGUCUACUUUGGUCACCAAAAAAACUGUUUAAUGUAAGUACAACUUUCAAAUAAAAAAAAUUAAUUCUAAUUAUAAAUAAUACAUAAUAUCGUUAAAAGUAAAUGAUUUUUUAAAAACUUUAACUUUCCAUUGUAGCUCACAUGGAUUGAUGAUGCUAGUCGCAUUGCUUUUUAUAUUCGGACAAUCAGAGACGAAAAAUCCACUUUCAGUUAGGUCAAUUUCCGAUUCAAUUCGCGUAAACAGCUGUCAAAUUUCUCUGUGCGAAUCAAUGCCUAUUGGCAUGACUUACGAGAAUAAUGCGAUUGUUCUCAAAAGCACGUAUCAAACUUGGAUGGAUCUUAUACACUCAGCUAAAAGAACAAUUGAAAUAGCUUCGCUUUAUUGGACAUUAAAUGACCAAGAUUUUCCGGCUCACGAUGGUGCACAGGAAGUUAGUCUUUAUUUUCAAAUCAUUCUAUUUUAUUUUUAAUAGAAACAAGUCAUUUUAUUUUUUUUUUUUUUAUAUUUUGUUUUAUGCAGGGUAAAAAUAUUUUUAACGCUUUACUAGAAGCAGGGCGAGACCGAAACUUAACUCUCAAAAUAGCACGAAAUAUACCGUUUAACCGUUAUUCAUUCCAUGAUAUAAAUAUACUCCAGAAAGAUGCCCAUGCUCAGGUAAUUUAUAUAAACAUCUAUCUUCGAUUAAUUUAAUGCAUACAAAUUUAUGGCCUUAUAUUCUAGGUAGUAACUCUCAAUUUCACUAGUCUAUGGGGCAAUGGAGUAUUACACACGAAAUUUUGGUUGAUUGAUCGUACACAUUUUUAUGUUGGAUCGGCUAAUAUGGACUGGAGAUCGCUGACCCAAAUCAAAGAGAUCGGUGUUGUUGGAACGAAAUGCUCAAUUCUUGCCAACGAUGUUGGAAAAAUAUUUGAUGUAAGAAUUAUAUACUUUGAUAAUUUGAUAUAGGCGAAAUUAGGAGGGGGCUAUGGGGGCUUUAGUACGCCCAAAGCUAAAAAUAAGCACCCCCAAAAAUUUAUAAAAUUAAUAAUACUUCUAACAUUUUACUCAACAAAGUAUGAUAUGGAUAUUUUUUUGUUAUUUUACGUGAUAAUGGAAUAAAAAAAAGAUAUGAAUAAAUGAGUUCAGAAAUACUUGAUUAACUUAACUGACCUACUAACCUAGCUUUAGUGGUAAGAACUGUACUAAAUAGUAAAUAUACGAGUUGCAUGGCGUUUUUGCUUAGUGUGAUUAUUAAACGGCCAUUUUUACGAUUUGUNUAUUACAUGUAUCAUGUAAACUUGAAGAUUUAAAAAAGUUAGUAGUGCCGAUAACCACAAGGGCCGGUGAUGUGUCCAUAAUUAUAUUAAUCUCAAAUUUGGUAGUCUAGUUGUGCUAUUUAAUUAGAAAAUAUAUUUUCCAUAAUUUAUCAAGUUGAUAUAGAUUAAUAGUAGUUGGAUGUUUAAUAAAGGUUUACUGGCAAAUCGGAAAACAAGGAAAAAUUCCAGCGAAUUGGCCUGAUGUACUCAGAACUAAAAUCAAUAUUUCUAAUCCACUGCAUUGGUCUGACUCAAUUAACAACAAAUACAGCACAUUUAUCUCAGUGAGUAUUUUCCAGUUCGAUGAUCGAUUUUAUCUUUUUUAAUUUUUGAAUGAAAUUUUAAAUAUGUUUAUUUAGAGUUCACCGGCGCAAUUGUCACCGAGUGGAAGAACAAGCGAUCUAAGUGCUAUUCUAUAUUGUAUUAAUGAAGCGAAGCAAUUCAUCUAUAUUUCAGUUAUGUAUUUUUGCCCGCUGAGAAUUUAUUCGAUCGAAAAAAAGUUCUGGCCCGAUAUUGAUAACGCGCUGAAAUCAGCUGCAAUUAAUAAAAAAAUAACAAUUAGAAUUUUAAUAUCCAAGUGGAAGAGUGUAGAACCUUUUGAAGAUAUUUUCCUUACGUCGCUCGCUUAUUUGAAUAACAGUUUCAAGAAUGUUACAAUAGAAGUGGUGAGUUUUUUUUGAGAAAAUCAAUAUUUAUGAGUAAGCGUACACAGUAAUAAUUUCCAGAAAAAAUUUAUCGUUCCGACAAACUCUAGUUUCGAUAAUUUACCCUACGCACGAGUUAAGCAUGACAAAUUCAUGGUCACAGACAAAAUAGCUUAUGUUGGUACCAGCAAUUGGUCCGAGGAUUAUUUUAUCAAAACAGCUGGUAAUACAAGAUAUUUAAAAAAUUGUUUAUAUAUAUUUAAAAUUUCUUCUGUUCUGUAUUUAGUUUUAUAAAUAUUUUUCUAGGUGUUGGUAUAGUUUUUAAAGAUGUUGAUCAUUGGAAUAAUAACACCAUUCGAGAUCAACUUGAAGAAGUUUUCCUUCGAGACUGGAAUUCGAAAUAUGUUUUUCCGCUCAACGUAUCGAACCAGCCCAUUCCAUAAAUAAGCUUUAGAAAAUAUUAUUAUUGAUUUCAUUAAUCAGAUACUCUAGAGGUGAAACCUUUUUUUUAAAUUUUUAGAUGUUUUUUUUUUUUUUUAAUAGUAUUUUUAGAUUCUAAAGAAUAUAUUGGUUUUACA